Molecule: messenger RNA, 2566 nt
Organism: Cryptomeria japonica (Japanese cedar)
Lineage: Eukaryota; Viridiplantae; Streptophyta; Pinopsida; Cupressales; Cupressaceae
Product: protein DETOXIFICATION 44, chloroplastic
Exons: 13
Coding region: 148-1908 (586 amino acids)
Biological process (GO): transmembrane transport
Cellular component (GO): membrane
Molecular function (GO): antiporter activity; xenobiotic transmembrane transporter activity
Source: RefSeq, a predicted model, not a curated record
UAAAUUUAAACGUGCCUCAACCUUGGCCAGAAUGACAACCACAGAUUUAUCUUAUUCCUUAAUGUAUCCGAUGCGAAUUUUGUUGUUUCUGUCUAAAGAGAAUGAAGCCUGUGUUUGGUAUUCCCGGGUUGCUGGCGGAGGAGUAAAAUGAGCUCAAUUUAUUCAAUGGGCGCCGUACCCAAAUGGCUCUUCUCAUUCCCCACUUGGCAGCAUCCCCAAACUUUGGGAUAUAAUUCAAGAACAAAGGCCAUUUGCAGGCGGCGGUAUGAGAGUAUUCCGCCUUUGGAAGUGUUGUGCAGAGUGAGAUGGAGAAGAGGCCGAAGGCUAAAAGCAUCUAGAGCACAAAAAGAUCCAUCUACAAACACAGACACAUCCAUUGAAACUUCCGCAUUAAAUCAGAAAGAAACCAAAGAAAAUGUGGACAACUUAUACACUGGUUUUCUGCAAAAUAUCAGAAAUACAUUCAAGACAGACGAGCUAGGCUGGGAGAUUUCACUUCUUGUUUUUCCAGCAAUUGUUUCUUUGGCGGCUGAACCUAUUGCAUCUUUGGUGGACACUGCAUUCGUCGGCCAUAUAGGUCCAGUGGAGCUGGCUGCUGUUGGGGUUUCAAUUUCAAUCUUCAAUAUUGUAUCAAAAUUGUUUAACAUUCCUCUUCUGAAUGUGACUACUUCAUUUGUGGCGGAAGAAGCUUCAAGAGACUUUGGAGAGAAAGUAAUUAUCAAUCAGGCUUAUGACAGACAAAGUAAAAAUUACACUAGAGGUCACUGGAGCUUGGAAGAUAAGGACAAGCUUCAAGAAACAUUGGCUGAGGGAAAUAAUAGGUUGCAGUUACCUGCUGUCUCAACUGCAUUGGUUUUAGCAGCUGGCCUUGGUGUUGUAGAAGCAGUUGUCUUAACUCUUGGAGCAGGAUAUCUUUUAAAUUUCAUGGGAGUACCUGUGGAUUCACCAAUGCGUCUUCCAGCAGAGCAAUACCUUAGUUUAAGAGCCCUUGGUGCUCCAGGUACUGUGGUUUCUCUUGCAGUGCAAGGUGUCUUCCGUGGAUUCAAGGACACUAAGACACCUUUAUAUGCUACAGGAGCUGGAAAUAUUUUGAAUACAUUAUUGGAUCCCAUUGCUAUGUUUACUCUUGGCUUUGGCAUCAGCGGUGCAGCUGUUACUACUGCUUUAUCUGAGUAUUUUAUUGCCUUUAUGCUUCUGUGGAACUUGAAUAAGGAGAUGGAUCUUCUACCCUCAAAUAUGGAAGAGCUACGGUUUGAUCGUUACGUAAAAUCUGGUGGUCUUUUGCUUGGAAGGACUGUAGCCAUACUUGUUACCAUGACACUGGGAACAUCAAUGGCUGCUCGACAAGGUGCGAUAGCUAUGGCUGCUCAUCAGAUUUGCAUUCAAGUUUGGCUGGCAGUAUCUCUUCUUACAGACUCUCUAGCACUUGCUGGCCAGGCUCUUGUUGCCAGUGCAGUUGCCAAAAAGGACUACAAGAAAGCGAAAGUUGUUGCAUUUCGCAUCCUUAAGAUAGGACUGGGGUGUGGUCUUGCUUCAGCUCUGAUUCUGUUUGUAGGUUUCACACAUUUUUCAAAAUUAUUCACAAACGAUACAGCUGUCUUUGAAAUUAUGACUUCUGGAGUCCUGUUUGUUGCCGGUACUCAACCACUUAAUGCCCUUGCAUUUGUGUUUGAUGGACUUCAUUAUGGAGUAUCAGACUUCGCAUAUGCAACAUACUCAAUGAUAGUUGUUGGAACAAUAUCCUCUGUGUGGUUGGUGGUUGCACCAUCUUCUUUGGGUCUUGGUGGAGUCUGGAUAGGUUUGGGUCUUUUCAUGGGUUUACGCAUGGUAGCUGGAUUCUUGAGACUGGGUGCUAAAAGUGGCCCUUGGUAUUUCUUGAGACAAGAUAUGGAGGAAUCAGAUAUUUGAACUUGAAUAAUAGAUCUUCCCAAGUAAUUAUCUUGCCAAGUCAUUCAUCUUUGGAGCAGGUGUUGUACUAUCUGGUGUUUAUUACCAUGCAAAGAAGCUGCUAAUAGAGGUAGUUUUCUGCAACAGAAAUUAAAGAAAGACGAAAUCAAAGUCUGCAUGGUUAUAUCCUAUACCUCUGAAGCAAUAUAUCCAAAAUUUUCUUAUGUAGCUAUCUAGUUGUAGAAAUUCAAUCAAAUAUUGGUGCUGAAUGAUGUAUGAGAAGUAUGGUACUCUCAAGCACACUGAGGUUGAGAAGUACAUGACUGUACAGUUGAUUAACUUUGCUUGUACUAGGUUUGCCUCCUCUGUGGCAAGCUUAGUGCACGUGGGGAUUUUAACUUAGAAUUAAUAAAGUUCAAACUGAACACAUGUAGACAAAGGGUAAUUUGUAAAGACAAAUGACACAGAGCAGGUCAAUCAUUUUUGGUUAUUUCUCUGGGUGAUAGACUGUUAGAAUACAUUUAAUUUGCAUUAUCAAUCCACAGCAUUAUUAGUUUGAAAUAUGUUAACAAUACAACUCUAUCUGUGAAUGAAUAAAAUCAUGCACGUCUAGCUCACAAAGAAUGAGGCAAGGAAUUGGCAGUGCAGCCAUUGCUGUACUUAUUAAAAUCAUCAUCAG